CACGCCUCCCACCACGCUCACCACGACCUCAUCCUCUCGCGCCCCGUCCCUGCGCCCGAACGACGCGUGUGGACGCCCCUUCCAGAGAAGCAUGAUAUAAAUCGACAUUCUGCUGCGGCUUUGGACGCUGUCGAGAGGGAGAUUACGACUACACGAUCAUGUCCGACGACCCCGAAUUCUCGUCCCUGGACGAGGAGGCCUGGAAGGCCCAGGCUGCCGCCGACAGCCGCGAGAUUUCACGUCUGCUUGAACAGAGCCAGGACGGCGGAUCCAGCGGCGGCGGUCUCAAGCUCGACGACACACCAUUCGACCAAACCAACAAGGCCGACGAUGCGGAGGAUUUUGAGGACAUCAGCGACGAUGACCUUCCCGAAGAGGAGGAGCCCAGCGCGGGCGCCUCCAUGGAGAUGCCGGGGCUGACAGACGACGGCGGAACCAGCAACGACGCGGAUGACUUGUUUGGCGAAGGCGCAUCCUCUCCGAUUGAUCCCAUCCUCGGACCUCCCUCGCCCGCACCUCACGUACGCGAUGCCGACGGCGGCGAAGACACUCAGCCAAUGGACAUGGGACUCAGCUUCCCCGGCAUCAACUUCGACCCCGAACCUCACCUGAACGGCGCGAACCAAGACCCCGACAUCCCCGCCCCCGCCGAAACGGUCGAAGAUCUUCUGAAGGCCACCUGGCCAGCGUUCAAGAAGGGUUACGUUCUGACCUGGAGCGAGCUGCUGCCUGCAAAGAAGGCGACCUGGAAGGAAAAGAAGCCGACAAAGAAACCCAAACACCUUGUUACCAGCAAACUCAACCUUGACCUUGCCCCCGACCAGGAGAAGCUCUUCCGAAUUCCCGGCGCAGCCACAUCUGCUCGCAAGAAGGCGCAAGAAGCUGAAGCUCGGGGACUUGUGCCGUGUGGACAGAGCCAGGCCGAGCAAGCCGGCGACACCGUCCAGUUCGACGUCGACCAGGAAUCCGAUACCGAGACGAUCGCAGGGUUCACCCUUCGUGACAUCGAGCUGGCCUGCGAGGACUGGGGCGUGCACAUCAACACGGUGGAGGCGGAUUUCAAAGCCCUCCAAGCCGCUGAGCAGGAGCAGCUCCAGUCCAAGCACCGCCACGCCGAGGAACAGGAUGAUGAAUGGGAUGCGGAGUUUUUGAUGGACAUGGACGAUACUCAACAACGCCCGAAGAAGCGCAAGGCCAUUAAGCUCGGCCUGCCCGAGAUUCCACGUUACGCAGCUCCCAGUUUCGACAACUUUGAGGAUGCGACGCGCCGAGGCGCCAAGCGUGUCCAUUUGGACAUGAGCGACCCAUACCUUCUCUUGGAGACCCAGGACUUCCAGCGGGCCGCGAAGAGGCCCCGCCAGGAGACGAAGCUGAAGCGCAUGGCCAACGGCAAUCUGGGCCGGGAUGUUUCGCAACGAUUCAACAUUUCGAACGACGAAGCAUACGAAGCGCUGAAGGAGAACCAUCAGAGCAAGGUCCGCGCGACUCUUGGCAACAUCUCGGUCGAACACAGUAUGCCUGCCAUCAAGCUCUCAUGGCCGUACUACAAGGUUAAGCUGGGCGGUACGACUGAUGAGUAUCAUCGCCCUCGCUUCAGAUAUAAGAAAUUUGCUGGUCAUGUCAUUAAAUUUGACAAGCCCAAUCACCACAAGCGGAAGCAGAUGAAGGGCAAGGCACACGAAGUUUUCCUGAAAUCCAAGGAUCUCAGCAUCAACGACAACUCCACCGCUGUCCUUUUCGAGUACUGCGAACAGCGACCACGAGUACUCAGCAACUUCGGCAUGGGCAACCGUUUGAUCAACUACUACCGAAGAAAGGACACAACCGAAGACGACCAGCUGCCGAAACAAGAACUGGGCGAGUAUCGUAUGCUACUUCCCGAGGAUCGAUCUCCAUUCUCCCUGUUCGGAACCGUCGACUCUGGUGAGACUGUGCCGACCUUGCACAAUGAGAUGUACCGCGCACCCGUCUUCAAGCACACCCCCCGCAACACCGAUUUCCUUGUUGUGCGAAGCAGUACAGGCGAGUAUGGGUCAAAAUGGUUCCUUCACAAGAUCGAUCACAUGCACGUGGUAGGGCAGCAGUUCCCGUCGGUCGAGGUCCCUGGGCCCCAUAGCAGAAAGGUCACCAACGCUUCAAAGAACCGAAUGAAGAUGCUGGCGUUCCGCAUGAUCCGACAUAGCGCGACGGACAAUUGUCAAUUAUCGGACAUCACUAAGCACAUUGCUGAGUCGACCGACACUCAAAAUCGACAGAAAUUGAAGGAGUUUCUUCAGUAUGAUCGAGAGAGUGGCGAGAAGGGCAUGUGGCGUCUCAAGCCUGGAGAAGUUCUCCCCGAUGAGAGUUCGGUUCGAUCCAUGAUCAAGCCGGAGGAGGUGUCUUUACUUGAUGCCAUGCAGCUUGGUAUCAAGGAACUGGAGGAUGCCGGCUACGACCCUCGAAACGCCAACAUCGAUGACGACGUCCAGGUCCAGGAACAGGAUGGCGAAGAGGAAGAUGCCGAAGACGACAGCAGCAGAGUUGCCAAGGGAGCCAAGAAAGCGCCAGAGAAGCAGGAAGAGACCCUUGCCGACAAGAUGGCCCCAUGGAAGACGACGAAAGCCUUCAUUGACGCCUGUGCCCAGAAAGCCAUGCUUCAACUUCACGGCGAAGGAGACCCUACAGGUCAUGGCCUUGGUUUCAGUUUCAUUCGGACGUCUAUGAAGGGUGGAUACAUCGAGGCAGUCCAGGGACCCCUAGCCACCUCUGCAGAUGCCAUGGAACGCGAGAAGAGAGCCAACGGUGGCCACGCUUACAAUGUCAAGAAGCAACAGGCAAUGUACGAAGAGGGCAUCCGCGAGAUUUGGGAGAAGCAGAAGUCGACACUCUCUGACCACCAGGAGCAUGACGAUAAGGACGUUGCAGUGACAGAGGACGAAGACGACAGGUUCAACGUUCAGUCAGCCGCCACGCCCGCCCAGUUCGAUGACGGGACCAGCCAAAUUAGUGGUUUGACUUCGUCCAGCCGCCACCCCAAGCGCGCGAUCCGCAUCACCCGCGAUUUCCGGAUGGCAGAUGGUAGUAUCCAAAGCCGAAUCGAGCUCGUUCACGAUCCAGUCGUAAUCUCGCAGUAUAUGAAGCGGCGAACAGAGGCGGACAUUGAAUCGAAAGACAUCUACGCGUCCCGACCUACGGGUAAUGCCGACCACGACCGUCUUGCGAAUAUUAGAAUCAGAAAGGAACUCGAAAGACUCGAGAAGAACAAGGCACGACGACAAGCCCGAGAGCAGCAGAAGGAGCUGCAUCACAAAGCUAGCGCUGGCGACGCCGGGUCCCCCAAGGUUUCCGGCGCGGAAAAGAUCCCUACCGGAACCACCCGAAAGUGUGCCAAUUGUGGACAGGUCGGGCAUAUCAAGACCAACAAGAAGUAUGAAUUCCCCUUUUUCACCACCCCCUCGCUUGUCGUUUGAUUGGUGGAGUUGCCAAGUGGAAGAUGAACCGAAAGGUGGAAGAAAGCGGAAGAGCGUCCUCCUGCAGAGCCUCGAGAAGAGUGAUGCAGAAUCUCGCAAGAAGGCGCAACUGCUAGCAAAGCAGGAGCAAGCCGCGGCCCGUGAACGGACCAAGGCGAGCAACGCUGCGAAGAAACAAGCAGAGGAAGAGCGCCGCGCAGCGGAGGGGAAGAGAAAAGAAGAGGAGAGGGUGGCAAAGAAAAGAGAGAAAGAAGAGGAGAAAGCCGCAAA
Molecule: messenger RNA, 3719 nt
Organism: Ilyonectria robusta
Lineage: Eukaryota; Fungi; Ascomycota; Sordariomycetes; Hypocreales; Nectriaceae
Exons: 3
Coding region: 159-3449 (1096 amino acids)
Biological process (GO): RNA polymerase II preinitiation complex assembly; transcription by RNA polymerase II
Cellular component (GO): transcription factor TFIID complex
Molecular function (GO): RNA polymerase II general transcription initiation factor activity; RNA polymerase II general transcription initiation factor binding; TBP-class protein binding
Source: RefSeq, a predicted model, not a curated record